Molecule: messenger RNA, 1011 nt
Organism: Henningerozyma blattae CBS 6284
Lineage: Eukaryota; Fungi; Ascomycota; Saccharomycetes; Saccharomycetales; Saccharomycetaceae
Gene: RTT102
Product: Rtt102p
Exons: 1
Coding region: 1-1011 (336 amino acids)
Biological process (GO): chromatin remodeling
Cellular component (GO): nucleus; RSC-type complex; SWI/SNF complex
Source: RefSeq, a predicted model, not a curated record
AUGAUCUAUAACAGCAAUAUGUCAAGCAUGCAAGCUCUUUUUGAAAAAGUUAAUAAGAAUUCAUCUGAAUUGUCCAUUUCUUGGAGAUUUGAAAAUCAUACAUUUUCUACUAGAUCAGCAAAUGAAGAUAGCAGUAACUUAACUAAUGAUGACAAUUUAAAAAAUAAUAUGAGCAGUCUUACCAAUUUAGAAUAUGCUAAUAAUACUAGUAACUCUACAACUGGGAUAAGUAUUGAUGAUGAAGAAGAUGAAGAUGAUGAAAAAAAGAAAUAUUCGAAAUUCAUUAUUAAAGCUUGGCUACCAAAUAAACCAACCGACUUAAGUACAUUUAAUGAUGGUGACGUUGAGGAAUACUUCGAUUUAAAUAAAUUUGAUAGAAAUAAAAAAGUUGUCAAGGAUGCUGAAAAUGAAAAAGAAAUUAACGAUUUGAGAGGAGCUAUGCGUGGUAGUGAAUCGAUUCCAGGAUUCUCCUCAUCUUCAAACGACAAUAACUCUUCAAGUAAUAAAGAUACAGGGAAAAUGGAACAAAAUGCUAGUGUAAAUACAACAACAAAUACAUCCGAUAUUAAUCCAGAGGUGGAAACAACAACUAACAAUGAGAAAUCAACCGAUGACAUAGUCAUGAAGGAAAAAGAGGAUAUAAAUAUGGAAGACAAAGACAAGAAAGACAUAAUUAUGGAAGUAAAGGGGCAAGAAACUUUAGAAUUGGAGGGGAAGGAGAAGGAAAAGACUAAUACGGAGAACAAAGAUCAAAUGGAACUGAAAAUUAAGGAUUUAAAGGAUGACAUAAACAUGGAAGAAAAAGCAGACGUAGAAAUGAAAGAUCAAGAUGAUGUAGAACAAUCUAAAGAAUCUAUAUCUGAAAAACCUUCCAAUGAAGCCAAUGCUAAUGAAGAAGUAGAAAAUAAGAUGCCAGAACAACUUCCUACUGAUGAACCACUAGCCGCUGCUGAAAAUUCUAACAUUGAGGCGAAAAGUGUAGACGCAGAUGGGGAUAUUAAUAUAUCAUAA